Sclerotinia trifoliorum is the source of this 2234-nucleotide messenger RNA. Lineage: Eukaryota; Fungi; Ascomycota; Leotiomycetes; Helotiales; Sclerotiniaceae. The record is from the annotation of a GenBank genome assembly.
UAUUUCUCACCUCACCUUUACCGUCUUCUUUCCCCGCUGAAUUCCCAUUCCCAUCCAACCCAUCACUCUAACCCCAAACCUCAACCCCUCAAACUCCACCAUGCCACCACAGUCCUCCGCAGAGCAACACCCUCCCCCAGAAACCCAACCAAAUACUCCCAACCCCAAAGCCCCAUCCCCAGCCCCAGAACCCAAAAGAAAACCAGAAGAAAAAGAAACAGAAGCGCAGAAACUAGCACGUCAUCAAGCACGCCAUGAAAGACGAACAGAAAGAGAAAGAGAAAGAGGAUUAAAUAAUCGCGUUGGUCACGAGACUGGAUCUGAAAUUGAGGAAUGGAGAAGACGGGGUAGAGCGAGAUUAGGGGAGGAUAAGUAUUGGAAGGAUGGGAAGGAAGAAAAACGAGGAAUUCUGCGAAUAAGUCGGCAGAGUAUUGGGAGAGGGAUUAUGGCGUUGGGACAGAGGGUUGCUGGGGAUGGAAAUGGAAGUGGAGGUGGAGGUGGAAGUGGAAGUGGAAGUGGGAGAGGAGUUGUGGGGAAAGGUAUUUUGUAUUCUAAAGGUGAUGAGAAGGGCAUUGAGAAAGGAGGUAGAAAUGAUGGUUACGUCGGGGACGAGCCACGUAGAAGGAGAAGAAGAAGACGCAGUACCGUGGGGGAGAGAACAGAUGGUAAAGAACGAGAUAGAGUCUCUGGGGAGAAACUAGCUCGAUAUGAUUAUCAGGAAUCCGAUAUACGAGUGUCCAAGCCUCGGAAUAAUCAUAAGGAGAAAGAAACUCGAGACUCUACACCUCCUUUAGACAAAACUCCGGCAAAAUCAGUACCCUCACCUUCACCCUCUCCAGCAGUAAGAGAGCCAGAAUCCACAAAUCCAAAGCGCCUCGCGAAAGAAGUAGAAAAACCACGCCUACUCGAAGCCAAAAAUCUGCACAUAGCCAAACGAGCUCGGGAAGAACGCGAAAAAGCACAACAAGAGACAAAUAAAAAAGCUCUGCGAGUCCAAGCCCUCGAAGCUUCGAGAGUGAAAAAAGGAAAUGAGGAAAAUGAUCGUGCUGCAAAAGAGAAACUAGCAUUACAAAAAGAAAAAGAACAGAAAGAUAAUCACCAUCAAAAAUCUACUCCUAAAGCCAAAGAAGAAUAUCCAGCCCAUCUCAAAAAACUUGAACUACAAACCCAGCACCAAGCUAUCGCUCAUCGCAUCGAGAGACAGAAAGAAGAAGCAUAUAAGGCCCGUCUAGCACAGCAAAAAGCAGCACUUCUUCAAGUCGAAACUAUUCGUCUUGAAAAAAUUAGACGGGAAAAAGAACAAGAACAAGAACAAGAAAGAGAAAGGGAAAGGGAAAAAGAAAUUUCUCAAAAGAAAGAAGAAGAACGAUUAGCGCAGGAAAAACAACGACGGAUCGAAGCGCAAAGACAUUUGGAGAAUCAGCGUAGAGCUCUUGAAUUGGAGAAGGUUAGACGAGAAUUAGAGAGAGAAAAGGAGAAAGAACAAGCACGUCAGAAAGCAGAAACUGAACGUCUGGCUCUCGAAAAACAACGCGCUAAAGCCCAAGUAAUCAAGGCCGAAGCAGAAAAAGCAGCCCGUCUCAAAGCUGAGGAAGACAUAAAGCAGCAGGAGCGCCUUCAUAAACAAGCCGAAGCCGAAGCGGCAAAGUUAUACCCUGCUCGAAUCCGCACUAAUGUACCUGCUAAUCAUACAUCUGCAGCUAUAAAAGCCGCAGCUUUACUCGCUCAACAGCAAGCUCAAGUACAAAACCAGAACCAGACCCAAAAACAAAUACAAGUACAAGUACAAAAACCAGACGCACAUCCCUCCAACAACAAAAAAGCCGCUCCCCUCUCUCCCCUCCUACCACCACAACCACAAAAUAAAGCCGCACCAGCAAAACUAACCCGCAAAAACCUCAUUCUCUAUCUAUCUCCCCAACUUCCUCCUCAAUCUCAAUCCCAACCUCAAUCUCAACCAAAAAAACACAUAGGAGACAUGGAACGAACGAUUCUCGAAGGAUACGUACCUAUGAACUUGGAAGAGAUACGCGCGAGGGAGAUUGAGAGGGGUGAGAGGAGGGAAAAGAAAUGUAUAGGGAAUAUGGAGCGGACGAUUUUGGAGGGGUAUGUACCGAUGAGUGAGGAGGAGAUGAGGAUGGGGAAUAAGAGGGGGGGAUAUUGACGGGGUUGGUUAGGGUUGAGGGAGAGGAGUAUGUUGUUGUUUUUCGCCUUUUUGUUUUUGGUUUUGCCUG